Messenger RNA from Staurois parvus, 2880 nucleotides. NCBI's taxonomy places the organism in Eukaryota, Metazoa, Chordata, Amphibia, Anura, Ranidae. The record is from the annotation of a GenBank genome assembly.
CUGGGGAGAUCUGCAGCCUGCUGGGAGAUGUGAAGCCUGCAGUGGUUUCAUUUCCAGUCAUUUUUGGUGAUGCUACAAACAAAUUGGUGAAACCUGGACAAUCUUUUGAGGAACCUUGCACCGGUUCUACAAAGCUGGAGUGGAGUCACCAAAGACCAGGAAGUAAAAAGUUUAAACCGAUGAACCGUAAUCAGUUUCGUCAAAAUGGGAAUCAAUUGGUUCUAACUCUUAACAAUGUGGAAAGGAAACAUGUUGGAAAUUAUACAUGUGCUGAUAAAGAGACAGGCAGCAUCUUCUCUUCUUUUUACCUGUUUGUUAAAGCUACUGCAAGUCCAUUCGUUGAGACUUUACCAUAUGUUGAUGCAACAGAAGGCCAGGAUGCAUCUGGCCUCUGUCCCCUGACUGAUUCAGAUGUCACUGACUAUGGUAUUGAAAAGUGUGACCGUUAUAAACUACCUGAAGGUUUUGUCUAUGAGAAGGAUAUUAGAUAUGGCAUCACCAUAAAAAAUGUGCAGACUAAUUUUGAUGGUUGCUAUGUCUGUACAGUAACUCAUAAUGGGGGGUGUUGAAGCGUUCCAGCCUCAAGAAACUGAUGGUCAGGCCUGUUCAGAAAAAGUUACCCACAAUUACUUUAACAAAAUCCAAGCUAGUUGUCAAGACUGGGGAGUCGUUUGAGGUUACCUGUGUUGUGAGGGAUGUUAAUGCCGUAGAGGUCCUUUGGAUUGAUGCACCAUCCUUGAAAACCACUGAAAGGAGCCUGUGUUUAUUUCCACUUCUAAUUUUGAGCGCAACUACACUCUGAGCAGCCAAGCCGUUCAAUUUAAUGAGUCUGGUACAUACACCUGUCAAGCCAAGAACAGCAUUGGCGUAGUGAAUGUUACAUUCACAUUGGAAGUUCUCGAAUUUGGCUACCUUAACUUGGUCGUCACUGACAAUACUACAGUUGAUUUAAACGCUGGAGAGAACAUCAUAUUGCAGGUUUAUAUUGAUGCCUACCCACGCCCUGAUGAAGAGUACUGGACCUACAUGAACGAAACCCUUUUGAACACUUCAGACCACUUUGUAGAGUCGCGAGAUGAGGGCAAUAACAGGUAUAUUAGCCAGCUGCACCUGAUUCGACUAAAAGGCAAUGAAAAAGGAGUUUAUACUUUUUAUGCAUCCAAUUCUGAUGCCAAUGCUUCAGUUAGUUUCAACAUAUUUGUCAAAACAAGACCUGAAAUCCUAAUUGCUGAGAAGCUUAGCAAUGGCAUGCUCCAGUGUGUGGCAGCUGGGUUCCCUGUGCCCUCCAUUGAAUGGGUUUUCUGCCCAGGAUCUGAGCAGCGGUGUACAGAUUUUCAAAGAAUCCCCCCUUUUGAUGUAAAGUUCAGCCAGGAAAAUUCAACGCUGGGUCGUAUGGUGGUAGAAAGCACCAUAGAUGUAAGCUCUAUCAGGAAAAAUGGUACCGUGCAGUGUAUUGCAUCCAAUGAUGUGGAGAGGAUCUCAUCCAUCUUCAGUUUUGCAAUUAAAGAAAAACUGAGUUCCCACAAAUUGUUUACUCCGCUGUUGAUUGGCUUUAUAGUGGCUGCAGCAGUGAUGUGCCUCACAAUGUUGAUUCUCAUGUACAAGUACAUGCAGAAACCAAAGUAUGAGAUCCAGUGGAAAGUAGUGGAAGAAAUCAAUGGCAAUAAUUAUGUUUAUAUUGACCCAACACAACUUCCCUAUGACAACAAAUGGGAAUUUCCAAGAGACAGACUGUGCUUUGGCAAGAUUCUUGGUGCUGGUGCUUUUGGUAAAGUGGUUGAAGCAACUGCCUACGGUCUUGUUAAGAGUGACAAUACACUGACUGUUGCUGUUAAAAUGCUAAAACCAAGUGCCCAUGCCACAGAGAGGGAAGCUCUCAUGUCGGAGCUGAAAGUACUGAGCUAUCUUGGUCACCACAAAAACAUUGUUAAUCUGCUUGGCGCAUGCACUGUGGGAGGGCCAACUCUUGUCAUCACUGAAUAUUGCUGCUACGGGGACCUUCUAAAUUACUUGAGAAGAAAGCGUGAUUCCUUCAUUUGCCCGAAAUUUGAAGAUCAUUCUGAAACAGCACUGUAUAAGAAUCUUCUCAAUUCACGGAACAAUGUUUGUGAUGGGAUAAGUGAAUACAUGGACAUGAAGCCAGGAUUACCUUACAUAGUGCCAACAAAAACCGACAAGCGGAAGUCAGGAUCCUAUGUUGAUCAAGACAUCGCAAUGCCUGAAGAGGAUGAUUAGCUCUAGAUACAGAUGAUCUGAUUAGCUUUUCAUAUCAAGUUUGCACAGGGCAUGAACUUCCUGGCGUCUAAAAAUUGCAUUCACCGAGAUCUUGCAGCAAGAAAUAUUCUCCUCACUCAUGGUCGAAUAACGAAAAUCUGUGACUUCGGCCUAGCCCGAGACAUCAAGAAUGACUCAAAUUAUGUGGUUAAAGGAAAUGCUCGCCUCCCAGUCAAGUGGAUGGCUCCUGAAAGCAUAUUUCAUUGUGUAUAUACUUUUGAAAGUGACGUCUGGUCCUAUGGAAUACUUCUUUGGGAGAUCUUUUCUUUAGGAAGCAGCCCUUACCCUCACAUGCCAGUGGACUCCAAGUUCUACAAAAUGAUAAAGGAUGGUUACCGCAUGUUAAGCCCAGAGUGUGCACCAGCUGAGCUCUAUGAAAUAAUGAAGAGCUGUUGGAAUGCAGACCCAGUGAAAAGACCAACCUUUAAACAGAUUGUACAGAUGGUAGACCAGCAGAUGUCAGACAGCAAAGGACAUAAACAAGCAUAUACAAACACGUCUCCUGUUUGUCCGAAUCACGCUCCAGUGGAUCACUCAGUGAGGAUCAAUUCUGUAGGAAGCAGCACCUCGUCCACUCAGCCUUUACUAGCUCACAGAGAUUGCUGA